Cloeon dipterum is the source of this 3109-nucleotide messenger RNA. RefSeq names its product nose resistant to fluoxetine protein 6-like. The transcript has 10 exons. Lineage: Eukaryota; Metazoa; Arthropoda; Insecta; Ephemeroptera; Baetidae. The coding region runs from base 117 to 2042 and encodes 641 amino acids. The record is from RefSeq and is a predicted model, not a curated record. Gene Ontology annotation, molecular function: acyltransferase activity, transferring groups other than amino-acyl groups.
UCCCAGCAUUCGGCAGCUCUGAUAAUUGUCCGAAAUCUAAUCAGUAAAGAAAUAUUAUGAAAAGUGGUAUUCAUUAGAGAGAUUUUUAAGCAAGACGAUAGAAACGAAAAAACACGAUGCUGCUCUUGAAGCUUCUCAUUUUUGUCGUAGCCAUUCCGUGGCUUCCUGCACAAGAGGUCAACCUUCAAUGCGCAAAUGAUGUGAUCCGCACAAUAGAGGAAGCCCUUUUGCAAAGGUCUCCCUGGGCUUUGCGGAUGAUCGACGCGACCACCAAGUUUCCGGACGGCAUAUACUACGGCAACUGGGACCUAUUUGGCCACUGGGGCGAGUGCUUAUCAGUGAGCAGCAACGACGAGAUGAUCAAAGGACAAUUCUGUAGAGUCACGCUCGUCGGUCUCACCAAUCUGACCAGCAGUAACGAAAUUCAUCAUUUGCCGCGAGCAGACCCAAGAGUUGCUGUUUCUGAGAGCGCUGUUGCAUUGAAAGCUUCAAUUUGCGUCCCAGCGAGUUGCAAGCCUAUCGACGUAUCCAUUUUGGUUUCUGGGCUUUUCCUCUUCUUAACACCCGGCUUACCAGUUGUUGCACGUGUCAAAGAAGAAGAGUGCUUCACAUUGGAAACUGCAUCGCCUCCUUUAGAAACGUGGUCGAUCGUGUUUUUGGCCACAUCUGGAUUUAUAUUCAUUGUGCUUUUGGUCGUCACCAUUGCGGACAUUUUUGGUAGGGGGAACAAAUUGAUGAAAUCUCUGAGUGCAGUGACCACAACUCGCCAGCUACUAAAUACAAAGACAGGGUCGCUAGGAUGUAUAAACGGACUCAAAGUUCUUAGCAUGCUGUGGGUUGUGCUGGGGCACAAAUACCAGUCGAUGGCCUUAUUUGGUAACGCUAAUCCACUCCAAGUUAUCCCAUAUUUGCGACAAACAAUGUUUACGAUCAUCAGCAACGCAUACUUGUCCGUCGACUCUUUCUUCUUCAUAGGCGGCUUCUUGCUGGCGCGCAGCUUCUUCGCUGCGGCCCGCCGACAGUCCUUUGAUGUCCUCAAGUUCUAUUUAUAUCGCUACCUCAGGCUGACGGUGCCACUAGCCGUGAUGGUCGCCUUCUAUCUAACCGUGCUUAAUCACCUCGGAAACGGUCCCUACUGGUACACAUUAAUGGGCCAGCGAAUGAUCAGCACUUGUCAGCAGAAUUGGUGGCAGGUGCUCGCUUAUGUAAAUAACUACAUUGGAAUAGACAAGCAAUGCGUGGAGCAGUCAUGGUACACAUCGGUGGACAUGCAAUUGGCCUUGUUAUCGCCGUUGCUUCUUUUACCGCUCCUGUAUUCACCGAGGGCGGGUCUGCAGCUAGCAUUUCUCCUGCUGGCCUUGUCCUGCAUCCUGCCUGGUGUGAUAACCUACUUAAAUAACUAUCCUUGGGGGGUAGAUAUCCUCAGCGACUACUUUAAUCCCUUGGAAUACGUUAGAGAUAUAGGUCUACCAACGCACACAAGAGCAACUCCCUAUUUGGUUGGAGUUAUUUUGGCUUUCUUCAUGCAAGAGCACACCGCAAAGAGUAUUGGCAUCUCAAAGAAAAUCGCUUUACUGGGCUGGACAUUCAGCACUGGAGCAUGCUUAUCAGUGAUUUUCACGGUCGUGAUUUCGUUCAAGGAAGAUUACGUGCCCGACCCGAUCGCCGCCGGUUUUUACGCCGGCUUGCACAAAUUAGGGUGGUCCUUGGGCCUUGCCUGGAUUGUUUUUGCCUGCGCUAACGGGCUUGGAGGGCCAGUCAACGCGAUCCUCUCGUGGAGACACUUUCAGCCUCUCAGCGCACUGACAUACUCAGCCUACUUGACCCACUUAGUCGUGAUUACAGCUCUGGCUGGCAGUAGAAAAGUGCCAAACUAUGCUUCUAACUUCGACACGGUGCACGCUUUCUUCGGAGAUAUCCCCUUUAUCUUUGCCGCGUCGUGCAUUCUCUACUACCUCGUAGAAGCCCCAGUUAUGGUGUUGCUGAGAUACUUAUUUAAAAAAGAAGGCGCAGCCAGAGCUAAAGCGGGAAAAUCAGUGUAAAUCGCCUCUUCAGAGAGAAGUUGCGCCAACAAAGAGGUCAGCCAUCGUGGAAUUCAAUUUAGUGGUGCUCAAGCGGGAGGUGUGCGUCUGGUUUCAUUGGGUCGUCAGUGCGUUGAAUGAAAGAGCGCCAGGAAAGCACGUGUGAACGGUAAACGUGAAAAUAAUAAACAUUUUUUCUUUAGCUGAUCCUAAAGCAAGCAGUGUUAUCAAAUUAAACUGCAGCUACGUCCUGAAAAAUAAUAGUUGUUGGAAAAGCAAAUCACAAUUAUUGUUUUGGCAAAUCGUCAUUUAUAGAUUUUUCUUUUGUUUUUCAUUCCUUUAUAUGUGAUCAUAUUUUAUUUUUGAAACUUUCGUAAUUGUAAGAAAUAAUAAUUUAUCUUACAACCAACGAUUCAAGAUAAAAAUUAUAGCUUAGUACUAUAGUGUGAAAUGCCUAGAGGAUGAUGAUUAUGUAUGUUUUCUCGUUCAUCGUUGAAUGUCCCCGCAUCUAUCUGUUAUUAAAUUUCUAUUAAAUUAUAUCUAAUUUCUAUAGUUAAGUAUCACCAUGAAAUAAAAGGUUAGGAUAAAAUAUUUUGAUUUAGUAAAUAAAUUAACUAAAUUGAAGCUUGCCCUUGUUAAAGCUUGCUGUCAACUGUUGCAAAUGAAUUUAGCUGAAUGGUGGAUGAGGCUGGACGUUCGGGCCCAGUGUCUGCAUUAUUCUAGCCCUGCUGGUGUUUGUCAUACCUCCGUAUUAUUUAUGACCAUGAGAGGGCUGCGCGCAACUAUGCGUGUAAUUUUGGCUCGAGUGUGUUAAUUAUGCAUAUCUGUCAAUUAACUUCUGUGUGGCGUGUGCCGGUGACACUCGUAAAAUUAAUGAGAAUGAAUGAUGGAAUUAAUUUUGCAACAACCGUCGUUCAUGCAUGCCUACCGCAAAUUCCCCUCUUGUUUGCCAAAUUAUGCAGAAUCCGAAAUGUUACAACAGCGUUCAACGAAUAGUUAGACACUAAAUAGAAAAACUUAUCACAAUAUCAACAAUACUUCGAAAAUAAACUCAAAUAUUUCAUAUCGCAUAAUGUUUUCAUAUUGAA